UAAUUAAAAAUAUAGGAAAAUAUUCAAUCAUGAGUUAGUGCAUGUUGCGUGUGUCACUGAGUCUCAGUUUCAUAAAAAUCUCAAAUCUGUAACUGGCUACUAUCUAGCCAAUUGAAGUCCUGUCUCCUUUGUAGUUUGUGCCGUUUGUGAAUUCACGUCGGACGUGUUAAUAGUCACUUCUGUUGUUAUGAGACAUUAGACUACAUAAUGUCCCUAUUUAGUGUAUUACCAGCACCCACACAAUUCCUCCAAGAUUUAGAAGAAGAUGACGAGGCUAACGAAACACUUGCUGAGAAAACCAAUACUUUUGAAGUGUAUGCUGUAAAAAUUCCACCAUAUGGAAACAGAAAUGGAUGGGUACCAAGGACUGUUGAAGAUUUUGGUGAUGGUGGUGCUUUUCCGGAAAUCCAAGUUGCGCAAUAUCCAUUGAAUAUGGGCAAAGAAAAUAAAGAAUCUGUUUCAAAUGCUCUUGCAUUACAGUUAACUUCUGAUGGUAAAGUUAAAUAUGAUAUGAUUGCUCGUCAAGGUCAAAGAAAAGAUAAAGUGAUUUAUUCAAAACUAUCUGAUAUGCUUCCAUCUGAGGUGAUCAAUGAAGAUGAUCCUUCUUUGCAAAAGCCUGAUUCAGAAGAAGUUGCUGACAUCACUGAAAAAACAAGAGCAGCUCUGGAAAAGUUGACCAAUUCUAAAGUUUCGGCUGCAUUACCAGUACGGGCGGCAGAUAAACCUGCUCCUGUACAAUGGUUUCGUUAUACCCCUACCGAACAAGGAAAAGAAUACAAUUCCGGAUCAAAACAGCGUGUAGUAAGAUUAGUAGAGGCUCAGAAAGAUCCAAUGGAACCACCAAAAUUCAAAAUUAAUAAAAAAAUACCUCGAGGUCCUCCAUCACCUCCUGCACCUUUAAUGCAUUCCCCCACUAGAAAGACAUCUGUUAAGGAACAAAAAGAAUGGAAAAUUCCUCCAUGUAUCUCCAAUUGGAAAAAUGCUAAAGGUUAUACAAUUCCAUUAGAUAAAAGAUUAGCUGCUGAUGGUCGAGGUUUACAACAAAAUCAUAUAAAUGAAAAGUUUGCUAAGCUGGCAGAGGCUUUAUAUAUAGCAGAUCGUAAAGCCAGAGAAGCUGUUGAAAUGAGAGCUCAGUUAGAAAAGAAAAUGGCACAAAAAGAAAAGGAAAAGAAAGAAGAACAUCUUAGAGCAAUGGCUCAAAAAGCCAGAGAAGAAAGAGCAGGUAUUCGGCUUCCUGGAUCUGCUAAAAAUGAUGAAUCUCGUGAGCGUGAUCAAUUACGUUUAGAACGUCAAAAAGACAGAGCUCGUGAUCGAAACCUUGCUAGGAAUGCUGACAGCCGUAAAAACAAAGUAUUACGAGAUCGAGAUAUUAGUGAACAAAUUGCUCUUGGACUUCCAGCAAUUACUAGAAAAACAGGAGAUACUCAGUAUGAUCAACGUUUGCUUAAUACAUCAGCAGGUAUGGAUACCGGUUUCGGUGAUGAUGAAGAAUAUAAUGUGUAUGAUAAACCUUGGCGUGGAAAUAGCUCUUUGGCUCAACAUAUUUAUCGUCCAUCUGCUAAUAUUGAUAAAGAAGUGUAUGGUGAUGAUUUAGACAAAAUUGCUAAGACAAAUAGGUUUGUGCCAAAUAAAGAAUUUAGUGGAACAGAUCGUGAUCCUAAAGCUAGUGGUCGAUCUGGUCCAGUUCAAUUUGAAAAACAUCAACAAGAAGAGGAUCCAUUUGGUUUGGAUCAGUUCUUAACUCAAGCCAAGCAUGCAUCUAAAAGGUCUCAACCACAACAACAAGAUCGUGAUAAACGUCGUAGAAAAGAUUAAUUUCUUUUUUUCCUAUUUUAUUGAAAUUGUUUUUUCAUUUAUUAUUUUAGGAAUAUUCUUAUCUUUAAAACUAGAUUUUGAUAAAGAUUUAAAGAAAAUAACAUGGAAUUAUUUUUUUUUUUAAUUAAUUAAAAAUAUAUAAUCUCUGUAUCAAUG
Rhopalosiphum maidis (corn leaf aphid) is the source of this 1971-nucleotide messenger RNA. Its product is annotated as SNW domain-containing protein 1-like. The record is from RefSeq and is a predicted model, not a curated record. The transcript has 5 exons. Gene Ontology annotation, cellular component: spliceosomal complex. NCBI's taxonomy places the organism in Eukaryota, Metazoa, Arthropoda, Insecta, Hemiptera, Aphididae. Bases 208 to 1815 code for a protein of 535 amino acids. Gene Ontology annotation, biological process: mRNA splicing, via spliceosome.